CUGCGCGGUGUCCCGGCGGCGGGCGGAAGAUGGCGGCCGCGGUAGCGUCUGUGGAGAGGCGCUGCUGAGGGGGCGCGAGGGGGACGGAGGCCGGAGCCGCGGGUGUCUGACAGCAGCCAUGGCGAGCAGCAGUGGAGACAGUGUCACCCGCCGGAGUGUGGCCUCACAGUUUUUCACACAAGAAGAAGGGCCGGGCAUCGAUGGCAUGACCACCUCCGAGAGGGUUGUGGAUCUGCUGAACCAGGCAGCACUGAUCACCAACGACUCAAAGAUCACGAUACUCAAACAGGUGCAGGAGCUAAUCAUCAACAAAGACCCUACCCUGCUGGAUAACUUCUUGGAUGAGAUCAUCGCAUUCCAAGCCGACAAGUCCAUUGAAGUGCGCAAGUUCGUCAUCGGCUUCAUCGAGGAGGCAUGCAAGCGAGACAUUGAGCUGUUGUUGAAGCUGAUUGCCAACCUCAACAUGCUCCUGAGAGAUGAGAAUGUGAACGUGGUGAAGAAGGCCAUCCUCACCAUGACCCAGCUCUACAAGGUGGCCCUGCAGUGGAUGGUGAAGUCUCGAGUCAUCAACGAUCUCCAGGAGGCCUGCUGGGACAUGGUUUCGGCCAUGGCUGGGGACAUCAUCUUGCUUUUGGACUCUGACAAUGACGGCAUCCGCACACAUGCCAUCAAGUUUGUGGAGGGCCUCAUUGUCACACUGUCACCUCGCAUGGCUGAUUCAGAGAUACCCCGACGCCAGGAGCACGACAUCAGCCUAGACCGCAUCCCUCGCGACCACCCCUACAUCCACUACAAUGUGCUGUGGGAAGAGGGCAAGACGGCCUUGGAGCAGCUGCUCAAGUUCAUGGUGCACCCUGCCAUCUCCUCUAUCAACCUGACCACAGCGUUGGGCUCCCUCGCCAACAUUGCCCGCCAGAGACCCAUGUUCAUGUCAGAGGUGAUCCAGGCCUACGAGACCUUGCACGCCAACCUGCCCCCGACACUGGCCAAGUCUCAGGUGAGCAGUGUGCGCAAGAACCUCAAGCUGCACCUGCUGAGUGUGCUCAAGCACCCUGCCUCCCUGGAGUUCCAGGCCCAGAUCACCACCCUGCUGGUGGACCUGGGUACCCCUCAAACCGAGAUCGCCCGCAACAUGCCCAGCAGCAAGGACUCACGCAAGCGCCCCCGAGAUGACUCGGACUCUACGCUCAAGAAGAUGAAGCUAGAGCCCAACUUAGGGGAAGACGAUGAAGACAAGGACCUGGAGCCUGGCCCAUCGGGGACGUCAAAAGCCUCAGCUCAGAUCUCUGGCCAGUCAGACACAGACAUCACAGCCGAGUUUCUACAGCCUCUGCUGACACCUGACAACGUGGCCAAUCUGGUCCUCAUCAGCAUGGUAUACCUGCCAGAGACCAUGCCCGCCUCCUUUCAAGCCAUCUACACCCCCGUGGAGUCAGCGGGCACUGAAGCCCAGAUCAAACACCUGGCUCGGCUCAUGGCCACACAGAUGACAGCCGCAGGCCUGGGUCCUGGUGUGGAACAGACAAAACAGUGCAAGGAGGAGCCCAAGGAGGAAAAGGUGGUGAAACCGGAGAGUGUCCUGAUCAAGCGACGCCUGUCGGCCCAGGGCCAGGCCAUCUCGGUGGUGGGCUCUCUGAGCGCCAUGUCCCCACUGGAGGAGGAGGCGCCCCAGGCCAAGAGGAGACCAGAGCCCAUCAUCCCUGUCACCCAGCCACGGCUGGCGGGCGCUGGUGGGCGCAAGAAGAUCUUCCGUCUGAGUGAUGUGCUGAAGCCCCUGACAGACGCCCAGGUGGAGGCCAUGAAGCUGGGGGCUGUGAAGAGGAUCCUGCGGGCUGAGAAGGCUGUGGCCUGCAGUGGAGCAGCCCAGGCACGCAUCAAGAUACUGGCCAGCCUGGUGACACAGUUUGACUCAGGCCUCAAGGCCGAGGUCCUGUCCUUCAUCCUGGAGGAUGUGCGGGCUCGCCUGGAUCUGGCCUUUGCCUGGCUGUACCAAGAAUACAAUGCCUACCUGGCAGGCGGACCCUCAGGCACCCUGGACAAGUACGAGGACUGCCUCAUCCGCCUUCUGUCGGGCCUGCAGGAGAAACCAGACCAGAAGGACGGGAUCUUCACCAAGGUUGUGUUGGAGGCCCCCCUGAUCACUGAGAGUGCCCUGGAGGUGAUUCGCAAAUACUGCGAGGAUGAGAGCCGUACCUACCUGGGCAUGUCCACGCUUCGAGACCUGAUCUUCAAGCGCCCAUCCCGCCAGUUCCAGUACCUGCACGUCCUACUAGACCUCAGCUCCCAUGAGAAAGACAAGGUGCGCUCCCAGGCCCUGCUCUUCAUUAAGCGCAUGUAUGAGAAGGAGCAGCUGCGAGAGUACGUGGAGAAAUUUGCCCUCAACUACCUGCAGCUCUUAGUCCACCCCAACCCACCUUCAGUGCUGUUUGGCGCGGACAAGGACACAGAGGUGGCUGCACCAUGGACCGAGGAGACCGUGAGGCAGUGUCUGUACCUGUACCUGGCUCUGCUGCCUCAGAACCACAAGCUGAUCCAUGAACUGGCGGCCGUGUACACCGAGGCCAUUGCCGACAUCAAGCGCACAGUGCUGAGGGUCAUCGAGCAGCCGAUCCGAGGAAUGGGCAUGAACUCCCCUGAGCUGCUGCUGCUGGUGGAAAACUGCCCCAAGGGGGCGGAGACGCUGGUCACCCGCUGCCUGCACAGCCUCACUGACAAAGUGCCACCCUCCCCAGAGCUGGUGAAGCGGGUCCGGGACCUCUACCACAAGAGGCUGCCUGAUGUCCGCUUCCUCAUCCCCGUGCUCAAUGGGCUGGAGAAGAAAGAGGUGAUUCAGGCCCUGCCCAAGCUCAUAAAACUCAACCCCGUCGUGGUGAAGGAGGUCUUCAAUCGCCUGCUGGGCACCCAGCAUGGUGAAGGUAACUCCGCCUUGUCGCCCCUGAACCCCGGAGAGCUUCUGAUUGCAUUACACAACAUUGACUCUGUGAAGUGUGAUAUGAAGUCCAUCAUCAAAGCCACCAACCUGUGCUUUGCGGAGCGGAACGUGUACACGUCCGAGGUGCUGGCCGUGGUGAUGCAGCAGUUGAUGGAGCAGAGCCCCCUGCCCAUGCUGCUCAUGAGGACCGUCAUCCAGUCCCUGACCAUGUACCCCCGCCUGGGGGGCUUCGUCAUGAACAUCCUGUCCCGCCUCAUCAUGAAGCAGGUGUGGAAGUACCCCAAGGUGUGGGAGGGCUUCAUCAAGUGCUGCCAACGCACCAAGCCCCAGAGCUUCCAGGUCAUCCUGCAGCUGCCCCCCCAGCAGCUCAGCGCCGUCUUUGACAAGUGCCCCGAGCUCCGCGAGCCCCUGCUGGCCCACGUGCGCUCCUUCACCCCCCACCAGCAAGCACAUAUCCCCAACUCCAUCAUGACCAUCUUGGAGGCCAGUGGCAAGCAGGAACCGGAGGCCAAGGAGACACCUGCAGGACCCCUGGAAGAGGAAGACCUGGAGCCCUUGGCUGUGGCCCCGGCCCCGGCCCUGCGGCCUCCCCAGGACCUCAUUGGCCUGCGGCUGGCCCAGGAGAAGGCUUUAAAGCGGCAGCUGGAGGAGGAGCAGAAGCUGAAGCCCUCAGGAGCGGCUCCCGCAGCAGCCGCCUCGGCUCCCUCCGCGGCCCUGUCCUCGGCCAGGGCCGGCCCUCCCCCGGCCGAGGAGGCUAUGGAUUUCCGGGAGGAGGGGCCCGAGUGCGAGACCCCGGCCAUCUUCAUCAGCAUGGACGACGACUCGGGGCUGACCGAUGCCGCGCCCCUGGACUCUAGUCUCGAGGGGCCCCAGGCCAAGGAGGCAGCAGCGGGCGGGCCGGCCUCCAAGGAAGAGCGGAGCCCGCAGAGCCUCGCCCCUGCUGGGGACGAGCCAGCGAAGACCCCCAGCCCUGUGGCAGCCGAGGAAGCCAGGGAGCCGGAGACCAAGGGGAACAGCUGACGGCUGACUGAGUGGGGGCGGG
Jaculus jaculus (lesser Egyptian jerboa) is the source of this 3974-nucleotide messenger RNA. It is a transcript of the gene Sympk, whose product is annotated as symplekin scaffold protein. Gene Ontology annotation, cellular component: mRNA cleavage and polyadenylation specificity factor complex. The record is from RefSeq and is a predicted model, not a curated record. The transcript is spliced from 27 exons. NCBI's taxonomy places the organism in Eukaryota, Metazoa, Chordata, Mammalia, Rodentia, Dipodidae. The coding region runs from base 119 to 3952 and encodes 1277 amino acids.